CUUCCUUCUCCCCCACCCCCACCCCCUAUCAGUCUGAAGAAGGGUUUCAGCCCGAAACGUCGCCUAUUUCCUUCGCUCCGUAGACGCUGUUGCACCCGCUGACUGUCUCCAGCAAUUUUGUGUACCGACAAUUUGACAAGUUCACUUCCGCAAUCCUGCAGAGGAAAACAGAGGAGCAGAUGUGGGCAAAGGUGCUGAGGAAGGUGGUUUCUGCGGGCCCUCUGGCCUCUGCAGCCCCGCGCCUCAGAGCAAUGCCCGCCCCGGCGGCUGUCAGUGGUUAUGCUGGAGCCGGGGCGGCUCUGGGUGGUCACACUCGACAUUACUCAGAUACUCGUCCGCUCUCCGAGAUCCAAUUACAACAUUUAGAAGGCAGCAACUCGGGAAUUGCAACAAUUUUAAUGAACAGACCUCAUGCAAGAAAUUCCCUCGGAAAAGUAUUUGUUAUGCAGCUUGAAGAAAUCAUUGAAGAUCUGCAAAAAGACAAAAGUGUGCGUGUGGUGUUGUUCAAGAGCCAGAUCAAAGGAGUUUUCUGUGCAGGUGCUGAUUUGAAAGAACGAGCAGAAAUGACUAAUACUGAAGUUGGCCACUUUGUUCACAAGCUGCGAAGUUUAAUGAGCAAUAUUGCAUCCCUGCCCAUGCCCACCAUUGCUGCAAUAGAUGGCUUUGCACUUGGUGGUGGUCUGGAGCUGGCAUUGGCCUGUGAUCUUCGUGUGGCAGCAUCUUCAGCCAAAAUGGGUCUUAUUGAAGUUACCAGAGGCCUCCUCCCUGGAGCUGGUGGUAGCCAGCGGCUGCCUCGUGUUGUGGGAAUUAACAAGGCGAAGGAACUUAUUUUCACUGGUCGACAGGUUGAUGGCAAGCAAGCAGUGUCCAUUGGUCUCGUGAAUGACACUGUGACUCAAAAUGACGUGGGAGAUGCAGCUUAUCAAAAGGCUCUCGAUCUUGCCAAAGAGAUACUUCCACAGGGUCCAGUGGCUGUCAGGAUGGCAAAGCAAGCAAUGAACAGAGGCAUUGAGGUAGAUGUUACAUCUGGAAUGGCAAUUGAGGAAAUGUGUUAUGCUCAGGUCAUACCCACAAAAGAUCGAUUGGAAGGGAUGGCAGCAUUCAAAGAAAAACGAUUACCACACUUUACUGGAAAAUGAAAUAAAAUGCAUCUUUGAUCUGCAGUAUAAACUAAAUAAACUAAAUACAUUCACAGUUAA
This is a messenger RNA of Leucoraja erinaceus (little skate), 1199 nucleotides long. It is a transcript of the gene echdc2, whose product is annotated as enoyl CoA hydratase domain containing 2. Bases 180 to 1139 code for a protein of 319 amino acids. Gene Ontology annotation, molecular function: enoyl-CoA hydratase activity. Gene Ontology annotation, biological process: fatty acid beta-oxidation. Gene Ontology annotation, cellular component: mitochondrion. The transcript is spliced from 10 exons. The record is from RefSeq and is a predicted model, not a curated record. NCBI's taxonomy places the organism in Eukaryota, Metazoa, Chordata, Chondrichthyes, Rajiformes, Rajidae.